This is a messenger RNA of Chara braunii, 1265 nucleotides long. The record is from the annotation of a GenBank genome assembly. Lineage: Eukaryota; Viridiplantae; Streptophyta; Charophyceae; Charales; Characeae.
AGGUGUUGCAAGGGCCUGUYACUSUUUGGGGUGSGGGRAAGAUCGGAUCUUUCGCACRUCUUCCGUCGUGAUGGAUUCGUCGCGGUGGAGGGCGGAUCCGAAUGCCGGUGGGGAAGGCGGUUUUCAGGUGGCAGAUCCUAGACAGCAUGCAGGUGUCGCAUAUGCUGCAUCCCCACCCCCAAGUAUGCUACCGUUCCACAAGGGAGCCGUCGAGGGAAUGCAAGGGCAGGCCAUGGGAGUUCCUUCGGGACCUGGGAUGUCGAUGCCGCGCAUGCAGUCCAUGAUUGCACGUCCGCGAUUGCCUUCGCGCCCUGCACCACAGAUGAUGCCAGCCGGGGCAGGGUACGUCGCUAACGCUUCGUUCAGCGCGCAGCUUGCUGGCGGGUAUGCACCGCCAGGUGUGCAAUCCAUACCCGCCGGAACGGCGUUUGGCAUCUCCGGUCAUGUGUUCCCUGCAUCUCAGGCCAUGGAUGGUGGGUAUGGCUGCGUAGCGGAGCCGCCAUGGACGGCUCCGUGUGGGCAAAGCAGUCGGCGGGCGUUGGGGCAAAGCACCCAGCCGACAUUUGGGGGCAGUUCCAUCCCUUCCCCCUCGUCAUGCAAACGCACUUCGAGCAAUCAGUCGGCGUCCAUGAUAGACGUCGACAGCGAUGAAAACGGUGAAGUGUCGGCGGAUACAACCGGUUGGACGCCUGGAGGAGUUGGCGAUGGUGAGGGCACAUGGCAUGAUGACACGGGCGGGUCCAGUUACGGGGCAGAUGAAGGAGACGACGACGACGACACUUCCACGCAGCAGGGGGAGAUGAACGAUGAAGAUGGUGGUCGUCGUGUGGAGGAGGGGGGGGUUCAAGGGCGUCCAGGCGAGGAUGUGAAUGUGGCGAAGGUUAAGCAGCAGAAGCGUCGUGGCGGGCGGCCUCCGACCGCCAACCCCAAACCGAAGGUGCCGUGGACAUUGGACGAGAGGAUCCAUCUCGCGAGGAUGAUGCAAAAGGACGACGCCCUCAUGGUGGACGCCAACGACCAACAUCGCAUGAUGGCGAUGAAGGAUCGGUACGCAUGGAUUGUCGCACGGAUGAAGGAUGUCGGGUACAUGCACAGGACAACGGAGGAUUGUCGGAAGAAGUGGACGAACAUGAUGACAACGGCGAAGCUCAUCCUCGACAAGCAAUAGAAGAAGUCGGGGGAGCCAUCGUAUUUUGACAUAACAAUUGAAGAGCGGAGAGAGAGGAAACUGCCGCUGUCUUUCGAGAAGGCGUUGUGGGACGCGA